This is a messenger RNA of Prorocentrum cordatum, 4080 nucleotides long. The record is from the annotation of a GenBank genome assembly. Lineage: Eukaryota; Dinophyceae; Prorocentrales; Prorocentraceae.
AUGCAGAGGAAGCAAGUUGCAGCAGUUGCGGAGGCUCGAAAGGGCACGGCGCACGCGGGCAACCGCGAUAUCGGAGGCCCUUGUUCGCGCUCGGUCACUGCGUGGCGACGCGCCAAUGCAGACCGCGCGGAGAUCGAGAAGCUCAAGAUCGAGCUCGCCGAGGGUGGCAGGGCAUUUGCGAUGGUCAAGUCAGGGGGCGCAGGUGCUGAUGCCGACGGCAGCGUGCCCAAGAUGCAGCCCGAGAUUGAUGCGCUCCAGUCGAAGAAGAUGGCCGCCAAGCCGCCGUCGUCGCAGCUGCGCAUGGCGACCGACCGCUGCCAGGCCCUCGAGAAGAAGCGCGACAAGCAGCAGUCGCAAAUCGAUGGGCUACGGGCGGCGCAGGCAACGUUGGCAAAAGAGGUGCUCAAGGCCCAGCAGCACAUGGAGGCGAUCCGCAUUGAGCUGCUGGGCGCCGAUGAGCAGAGGCGCUGCUUGGCCGCCAAGGCGCCGCUGCCCAAGCCUGGCGACGCUCCGUCGCUGCGCGCGGCGGUGGCGGGGCUCGACCUCGCUGUCGACCAGGUCGGCAAGAUGCCGGCGGAGCUCGGUGGGGGCGAGGCCCUGGCUAAAAAAGUGGUCGCGACGCUCGACAAGCUCAAGCAGUUUGACAGGACUGCUGCGGAGUCAGCGGCCCAGAGGUCGGCGGCGGCGGCAGCUGCUGCCGCGGGCCAGGCGGGCCAGUUCAUGCUGCGGAGGCCCCUCCUGCUGCAACAGACGGCGAACAUGUGGCGGCGCCUAUGGGCGCUGCUGACACUGACGAGUUGCGCGCUUGCUGGCGGGGCGCGGUGGGCUCAGAUGGACCUGAGGGCGAGCAAGAUAUGCGAGCCUGCAUCAGGCGUCUUGCCGGCACCUAAGGGAACCAAGCCAAGAAGGCGAGGGCCGUCCAAUAGGCUCGGCCACAUCAUGUCCGUGCUGUGCCUCGUCUGUUGCUGGAUGCCCGCGGGCGCGAUGCCCCGCGACGGGAGGCCGCUGGCUGCGGCUGCCAAACCAGUGCUCCAGCAGGCGGCCGCCGCCGCCGCUGGAGUCAGGGCGGACCCUGGGCGGGGGGGCGCGGCCCUGGCUGCGCCGCCUAUGGCUGGCUCGCUGGGCAAGGCCAGGCGGCAUUGCAUUCGUUUCGUAUAUCUGAUUGUAGACGUGAGGUUCGCAAGUGAGAACCUCGACAUUGUCCCAGGACUCGCCGUGGAGACUGGGUGCUGGACCACACCUGAUAAUGCGAAGGACUACCCCGCGGACAUCGUAGCUGGAUUUUCAGGGGAUGCAUUGUGUGAGCGCGUGCAAGGCUUCCUGGACAUGGGCGAUGGCAAGGUGGCCGCCCAUGCUCGGGGCGCCUUUGCUUCGUGGGCCAGGUUGGCCAACGGCGCGUUUGCUGGCGGUGCUGCGCGUGCCCAACGGUUCAGUCGUCUGCGUGAGCGGCAGGAGGUCGCCGUGGACACUGACCGUUGCCAGCCCUGCCAGCAGGUUGACGAUUGCAUAGACAGCUGGCAGUAUAUAUGGGCGAUGCACAAGUGUACGGAACCCGAUUUGCCAGCAGAUGCAGGUGAUUGGGAUAAUCUGCCCGACUUCGAGGUCGGUGAUAUAAGGGAUGUGAUUCGUAGUUUCCCCACCAGGUCGGAACGUAAGCGGCCAAUUUUUUUGAGGGCCCCCGCCCAUCGCGAGUGGUCCGUGUUAGUCCACGGUGGUGCGCGCGAGUUCAAUUUUGAUUGUUUCAUGGGCAACUGCUUGGCGGAUCUGUUCGCUCGUGUCGGUGCCGACUCCAUGGCCGCAGCUCGAACCCUGGAAAAGCGCCAGAAGGGUCAGCUAGCGCUCGUCCGACGUAAGUUUGAUUUUCCCAGCCGUUUCGUGCAGUCGGUGGCCGCGCUGGCGGAAGAGAGCGACUCGACCCCGCCCCUGGCCUGUGCGUUGCGGGUCAUUGAUGUCCAGGCGAAGGGCAGGGCCAUGACCAAGUCGAAGAGCAAGGCGGCCAUCGUCGAGCAUGCGAACGCCCCCACGCUUGGCGACGACGCUGGCGCUAGGGGCCAUGUCGAGAACGAGCCGUCAACCCCCGCGCGCUACAGGGGCGGCUACUUCAAGACAGUAGAGAAGCUCGGUCGCGCCGAGGCGGAGGAGUUGAAACCGGCGGCCAAGGCGCAGCCUCCGCCGAAGCCGGCGCGGCAUGCCCCAACCGACAGCAGCUCGUCCGACUCGGCCGGCAGCUCGAGCACAAGGAUGAGCAGCAAGGACCAGGCGUCCAAGAAGGACAAGAAAACCAAGAAGGUCAAGCAGUCCAAGAAGUCCAAGCAGGAAGAGAAGGACAAGGAGGGCAAUCCAUGCAGGAAGGACAAGGUGUCCAAGAAGCACGCUACGCCCUCGAGCCCAGAUUCGGAUUCGGAUUCGAAGUCGGAGGACGACAAGGCUUUGAGGGUGAAACAGAGGAAGCUCGAGCAGGAACCCAUGGCGAAACACGUGCCGAAGUACGGCAUCACUUCAGCCAAGAAGAGGCUCAAGGACGUUGGGAAAGCCUACUCCGAAUUCUACAAUGUCCACGACGAGCGCGGCGAGUGCGUCGUGGCAACCUCGGUGGAGGAUGUGGGUGCGCUUGUGGAGGCUUCGCUCGAAGCUGCUGCGCUCCUUUCCAAGCUGCUGAGCACAGCGAAGAGCAUUGUCCCGAGCGGGGGCGCUUCGUGCGCACGUAGGCGGAACUUCAGCGUGAACGACGCAAUAGCGGCGCUUGCCGCGCUGGGGGAAGAUGACGCGGCGCCGCGGUUUCAAUUGCGUGAGUGCGUGGAUGCGUUUACUGAGGGCGUUCUCAUUCAGCUGCCGUUGCAAAGGGAGAAUGGCGACGCCUUUGAUUGGACCUUCCCGAGGUGUUGUUCCAUAUCGCGCCAGAACGUCGUUAAGCUGAACAGAGAUGGCGUGACUGAUUCGCUGGUCGAUCAUCAGGCUGGCACGCGCCCGGUCGACGUCUCGUGCUCGGGCCCCGCGCAGUUCGACCCCAUGACACCCGUGGCUGUGAGCCAGCCGCUGUCCGACAAGUUUGACCAGCUCUGCGUCGCGUCCAAACAGAUGAAGUGGCGGGGCUUUUUGUUCAGAGCUGGCUGCGCGGCUUUCGUUCCAGGCGCGGCUGUUGAGGUUCAAGCGCGCGUGGGCGUAGGUGGGCAAGGUCGAUCCGAAGAGUACUUCCAAGGGCAGGUGGGCUCGGGAAGGUCGGCGGGCGGGCUUGGCAAGAUCGGCGGGCAGGUGGGCUCGGCAAUGUGGGUGAGACGCAGCUGCUGUCUUGGAGACUGCCAGGUUUUUGAAGACCUGGAAGGGCUCAUGAACUUCGGUGACGCGUUGUCCGGCGGCUUCUGCCUGUCCGACCCGACGAGGGCCAGCGCUCCUACGUGGAGUAGCCGGGAUGAGCUCGACGAGAUAAUGCCCGAUCGCGAUAAGAGCAAGCCCGUCGCCGGCCAGAUCAGCCCCGACGCCGACGAGAGCAAGCCCGUCGCCGACCAGAGCAGCCUCGACGCCGACGAGAGCAAGCCCGUCGCCGACCAGAGCAGCCCCGAGCGCGACGAGAGCAAUCCCGUCGCCGACGAGAGCAAGCCCGUCGCCGACCAGAGCAACCUCGACGCCGACGAGAGCAAACCCGUCGCAAACCAGAGCAACCUCGGCGCCGACGAGAGCAUGACCGUCGCCGACGAUGGCAAGCCCGUCGCCGACCAGGGCAACGUUGGCGCCGACGAGAGCAAGCCCAACGCCGACGAGAGCAUGUCCGUCGCCGGCGAUAGGCCUUCCAAGGGCUCCUACGGCUUCCACGACGGGCUGCACAACAUCCUGUGGAAGAGCGAUCGCGCCACGGACAAGAACGACCUGAUCCAUCCAGGCAUACUGCAGCUGGAGCUCCGCACGGGGUUCCUGUACGUGUUUCCGCAGCGGUUCCAGCACCUCACCUACCCGUUCGAGGGGCCUGGAGAAGAGACGCAAGUGGAUCGCCGCGACCGUCGCCCUCAGGAUCUCGCCGGGCGAGCGCUGAGGUCGGCCAGCGGCGCCCGCCUUGCCGUGGGUACGGGCGGCCGAAAGAGUUGA